CCAAACCAGCACAAUGGCGACUCUCCUCCCACCCCCGACGAAGCGUCAAAAGCGCGAGGAUACCGAGAAGGCGCAGCAGCAGCAGGAGAUCCAGGGAAUCCCCGAUAAUCUGGGCAGCAUCCGUGUGCAGUUCUACGACCAGGCGACCGGUUCCGCAACGGGGCCGGCUGUGUCGGUGCCAGUGGGGGAUACCAGUGUGAAGAAUUUGGAGACGUUGCUGAAUACGCUACAAGGACAUGAGGAAGAUGAACGAGUACCAUACCGCUUCACCUACCAGUCGCAAGACGACAAGGACAACCUGACGGUGGACAUCCUGCAAGAUCUGUACCAAUCGCUGCUGAAGCCCGGGCUGAAGACGACCGAGGACACAGUGCAACUGUACUACACGCCGCAGGCGGUAUUCCGAGUCAAGGCAGUGUCGCGAUGUACGGCGUCGAUCGCCGGGCACGGCGAGGCGAUCCUCGCGACGAGCUUCUCUCCGGUGUCGUCCGCGACGAUGGUAACCGGCAGCGGGGACUCGACGGCGCGGGUGUGGGACUGCGACACGGGGACGCCGCUGCACACGCUGAAGGGCCACACCAGCUGGGUGCUGGCCGUGAGCUACUCGCCGAACGGGGCGAUCAUCGCGACAGGCAGCAUGGACAACACGGUGCGGGUGUGGGACGCGAAGAAGGGCCAGGCACUGGGCGGCCCGCUCAAGGGUCACACCAAGUGGAUCACCAGCCUGGCGUGGGAGCCGUACCACCUGCAGCAGACGGGCCGGCCGCGGCUGGCGUCCGCGUCGAAGGACUCGACGGUGCGGGUGUGGGACGUGGUGUCGAAGCGCAUCGACAUGGUGCUGACGGGGCACAAGGCGUCGGUGACGUGCGUGCGCUGGGGCGGCACGGGCAAGAUCUACACGGCGUCGCACGACAAGACCAUCAAGGUGUGGAACGCCGAGAACGGCACCCUGCUGCAGACGCUGGCGGCGCACGCCCACCGCGUCAACCACCUCGCGCUGUCGACGGACUUUGCCCUGCGCACGGGCUACCACGACCACACGGGCAAGGUGCCCGCCUCGGACGAGGAGAAGGUCGCGGCCGCCAAGCGCCGCUUCGAGCAGGCGGCCACCGUCAACAACCAGGUCGUCGAGAAGCUCGUCUCCGCCAGCGACGACUUCACCAUGUACCUGUGGGAGCCGCAGAGCUCGAACAAGCCGGUGGCGCGAUUGCUGGGCCACCAAAAGGAAGUCAACUACGUGACGUUCUCGCCGGACAUGGCGUACAUCGCCUCGGCUGGAUUCGACAACCACGUCAAAUUAUGGAACGGGCGAGACGGGAAAUUCAUCACCACCCUACGCGGCCACGUCGGCGCCGUCUACCAAUGCUGCUUCUCCGCCGACUCGCGCAUGCUGGUGUCCUCAUCCAAGGACACGACGCUGAAAGUGUGGAAUCUGCGGACGGGCAAGCUGGCCAUGGAUCUGCCGGGGCAUCGGGACGAGGUAUUCGCGGUGGAUUGGAGUCCCGAUGGGCAGAAGGUGGGUAGUGGGGGGAAGGACAAGGCUGUUCGCAUCUGGAGGAACUGAGAUACCCUAGACUUGGAUAGAUUGAAU
This is a messenger RNA of Aspergillus candidus, 1591 nucleotides long. Its product is annotated as WD40-repeat-containing domain protein. The transcript is spliced from 3 exons. Gene Ontology annotation, cellular component: nucleolus. NCBI's taxonomy places the organism in Eukaryota, Fungi, Ascomycota, Eurotiomycetes, Eurotiales, Aspergillaceae. Gene Ontology annotation, biological process: ribosomal large subunit assembly. Bases 14 to 1564 code for a protein of 516 amino acids. The record is from RefSeq and is a predicted model, not a curated record. Gene Ontology annotation, molecular function: protein binding.